AUCAAUUUUAUUGAUUAUCUUUAACCAAUUGCGUUAGCUUUUGGAGCUUUUUCUUCCAUUUAAAUAGAGACAUGCUGUGAUUUUCCCAUUUUUUAGUUUCUUUGUUGCCUGUUAAUUAUUUUUGUAUCUUUCUUGUUAAUUCAUCAAAUGUUGAAUCAAGCGACAAAUUUAUUUUGAUUCUAAUCGGAAGUUAUUCAUCGAUUGCCUCUGUAGCUUUGAAUUUUGUGAAUUAGCUGUAAACAGGAAAAAAAACCGGGAAAAACCUCUGCAGAAGAUGCCUCCAUUUUGUAUCUUAUGCGUCUAACAGCAGUUGACGGAUUGGAAAGAAAAGCUGGAAAAAGCGUUUUUAAUCAAAUUUACUUUUCUCUUGUAAUUACUGUUCAUCCAGUUCAUCUAAUCAACCUCUUGAAGGGUUUAAUCAAGAUAUAUGUUUAUUAUUAGUGGAUUGGUUACAGUUAAUUACAAUACCAACAUGGUUUGUGAUCAUUGAAAAGACUUUGAAUCCCCUAGGAAAAAAUCAUCAUUAUCCUCACCAACACCAUCACCAUAACCAUCAUCUGUAUCAUCGUUAUCAACAUCAAACAUCUGAACGUUAUUUUUUCUCAAUCAUCUAAAGGGUAAUCACCAUCUUUUGUUUAUUGGGUCAAGUGAUAUACAAAAUCGCCCAAAGGCGGGCUAACCCUGGCCUUGAUCAUUUUACUUUGUUUAAUUUGUUAAAAUUUUAACUCCAUCAAAGUUUACAACAAAAUUGACCCAUGGAUUUGACCACUUGAUUUGGUAAACGCAUUAAUAGUUAUUGGCAAAAAUGAUAACUGCUUCACCAUCCUCACCAUCAACUUUAUUAACAACAUCAUCAUCUUCAUCUUUCUUAUGGAUAUCAAAUUCAAGAUUGCCAUAUAAACACAGUGUAAAUACAAUGGAUAAUUCUUCCUCUUUGGGCCAAUCAGGCAAUAGUUGGCCCAAUGGUAAGGAUGAUUAUGAGCUUGGUGAAGUUAUCGGUGUUGGUGCAACUGCAGUGGUUCAUUCUGCUUACUGUAAACCAAGGAAGGAGAAAUGUGCAAUUAAACGUAUUAAUCUAGAAAAAUGGAAUACCUCUAUGGACGAGCUAUUAAAAGAGAUUCAAGCAAUGACAGCCUGUAACCAUGAAAAUGUUGUCUCUUAUCAUACUAGUUUUGUGGUAAAAGAGGAAUUAUGGCUGGUAAUUAAAUUGCUUGCCGGAGGCUCCUUGUUGGAUAUAAUUAAACAUAAAAUGAAAACAGAGGAUUGUAAACAUGGUGUCUUUGAUGAGGGUACUAUUGCUACCGUUCUAAAAGAAGUUCUCAAGGGACUGGAAUAUUUUCAUAAUAAUGGUCAAAUUCAUCGUGACAUUAAAGCUGGUAAUAUACUUUUAGGUGAAAAUGGUGAAGUACAGAUUGCUGAUUUUGGUGUAAGUUCAUGGCUUGCUACCGGUGGUGAUCUCUCUCGACAACGAUCCCGUCACACUUUUGUUGGUACACCUUGUUGGAUGGCUCCGGAAGUCAUGGAACAGGUUACCGGAUAUGAUUUUAAAGCCGAUAUAUGGAGUUUAGGUAUUACUACCAUUGAAUUGGUUACCGGUACUGCACCUUAUCAUAUUUAUCCACCCAUGAAGGUAUUAAUGCUUACUCUUCAAAAUGAUCCUCCAACUCUUGAUUCGGUUGCUGAGGAAAAGGACCAAUACAAGAAUUAUGGUAAAUCUAUUAGGAAAUUGAUCUGUGAUUGUCUACAAAAGGAUCCGUCGAAAAGGCCAACUGCAACUGAGCUGCUUAAGCAUCCUUUCAUGAGAAAAGCAAAGGAUAAAAAGUAUCUUGUUCAAAAUCUUUUACCCUGUGCCCCAAGCAUCGAGGAAAGAGCCAAGAAAGCUAAAAAUGUUAAAAGACCACCAGGAGCCAGCGGGAGACUACACCGGACAGAAACAGGGGACUGGGUUUGGUCAUCAGAUGAUGAUUCCUCCGAUCCAAAUGACGCCAAUAAAGACUCAUCAGCCAAUUCAUCAGUUGGCUCCGGAACCCAGCCAAAUAACAAUAAGAUUGAUAAUAAUAAUUCAGCGUCACCUACAACAACCAAUAAUAAUAUAAAUAAUAAUGCUAGUAGUAGUAGCACCUCCGAUAAUAUCAUUGAUAUUAACAAUGUAGAAAGUAGUCAAAAUGGUGUAAAAAAUAACCAAACCUCCUCCUCUGCCUCCUCCUCAUCCUCAACCUCUCACGAAGUGCCUUCAAAUGCCAAUCAAGGCCCGCAAAGUGGAUCUGAUUCCUGUGGUAGCAAUAAUCCUGCUCCAUCGCCCCAAACUAUCAAUCUUGUUCUAAGAAUAAGAAAUUCACAAAAAGAUUUGAACGAUAUUCGUUUUGAGUAUUCUUCAGACAGAGAUACUGCUGAAGGAAUUGCCCAAGAGCUUGUCCAAGCCGGAUUAGUUGAUAAUCGUGAUGUGAUAACCGUUGCCUCGAACCUUCAAAAGUUAAUAGAGACCAACUUCGAGCAAAAUAUUUCUAUGAAAAAUGUGAUCUUUGCUUUGAGCCAUGAUAAUAACGGAGAUGAGAAAGAAGUACCUGAUGAAAAGCUUCUCAUCGGUUUUGCUCAACUUUCUAUUGCAGAUUGAAAGUUAACUCUGUAGAUAAUAUAGUGUACAUCCUUUUCCUAACUCCUUCCUAUCUCUAUCGUUCACCCAGUAAACCAACUAUUUUAUUUCUUAAGAUAAAGAACUGUAUGCUUGCAUCUCUUUCUCUUGAUUCUUUAUGGCCUCAAAAAAGUGAGCAUUUCAUUAUCAUCUAAAUGGAAAUAUUGCUUACAAAUUUUCACAUGAAGACUCACAAAAAACACACAUAUUAUACAUAUAACAUACAUACAUUCAUAUAUGAGCAUACAUUUAUUAAUAAAUGCGUUGAACAAAAAAAUUCAUUAAACUAAAUGCUUGAAUUUUGCAGUUUCCCUAAAAUUAAAUCAUGUUCACUUCUAGCUUGUUAUUCAUCUAA
Tetranychus urticae (two-spotted spider mite) is the source of this 2987-nucleotide messenger RNA. It is a transcript of the gene fray, whose product is annotated as oxidative stress responsive kinase frayed. Gene Ontology annotation, biological process: protein phosphorylation. Lineage: Eukaryota; Metazoa; Arthropoda; Arachnida; Trombidiformes; Tetranychidae. Gene Ontology annotation, molecular function: ATP binding; protein serine/threonine kinase activity. Gene Ontology annotation, cellular component: cytoplasm. The record is from RefSeq and is a predicted model, not a curated record.